AUGGUUGAUCCCUCUUCCGAUGUUCAAGAAAGGUCUUCUGAGGUCCAGGUUGUUGUUGCCGACAAAACUCUUUUUGAAAAUUACAUAAAAAAUAUAGUCGCGGCCUUUGAUGGUGCUGAGAACGCCACUGCUCUUGAUAAGGCAAUUUCGGAUCGUAGUGCUCAAGAUGCCAUUGGGCGGUUUUUGAGUGAUGGUCAAUGUCAUGCUCUUUUGGUGCGGAAGUCGUCAAAUAAAGGUACUAUCUUCCUAAUUAACCCCGAAUAUCUAGAUGACGAUGAUGAAAGUGAUGGUGCGGAUCCCACAUUUUCCUACACCAUUUCCACUGACGUUCACUACACGAACCCGAAAAUACAAAGAGAUGGGGAUAAAGUUGCUCCAAGUGUUGAAAAGAAAAUAGCUGAACUCGAGAUUGGCCUUCUUCAUCUACAACAGAAUAUCGAUAUUCCUGAAAUAGCUCUCAAUAUAAAUCCUACCGUACUUCAAGUCAUAAAGAAAUGUGAAGAAGAACGUAGACGUGCGAAGGUGUCUGAUUUCGAAGCCUACCUCCAGGAUUCAUCUUUUUUAAAUUCGCUACAAUCUGGUGUAAAUCGCUGGAUCAAAGAUAUCCAGAAGGUAACAAACCUCAACCGUGAUCCAUCUACUGGAACAGCACUUCAGGAAGUGACUUUUUGGUUAAAUCUCGAGCGAGCUUUGUCUCGUAUUCAAGAAAAACGGUCCUCACUUGAAGUUACUCUCACUCUUGAAAUAUUGAGGACUGCCAAGCGGUUUUUGGCCACGGUCAGUUUUGAUUCUGAUACGGGCCUGACACGCGCUAUUGACAUGGUGAAUGACUACAACCCACUCAUGAAAGACUUUCCAUUAAAUGAUCUUCUUUCUGCUACGGAAUUGGAUAAAAUCAAACUUGCUCUUCAAGCCAUUUUCACACACCUGAGAAAAAUUCGCAAUACUAAGUAUCCAAUCCAACGAUGUCUCAAAUUAAUCGAAGCCAUAUCUCGAGAUCUUACAUCACAACUCUUGAAGGUUCUUGGUACACGGCGUCUCAUGCACAUGCCCUAUGACGAAUUCGAUCAUAUCAUGACUGCCUGUUUUGAUGUAUUCGGUGUAUGGGAUGAUGAGUACGAAAAGAUUCAAAGUUUGCUGCGUGAAAUUUGCAAGAAGAAGCGUGAGGAACCUAUACGGAUGGUCUGGCGAACAAAUCUUGCCCAUCGCCUCCUCCAAGCUCGUCUAGACAAUCUUCGCAAAUUAUGGCAUCAACAUGAGCAGCUCCGUUUGGUCAUUGUUCGUGUCAGGCCGACUACGAGAACCUCCACCACCCAACCUGAAACUGCCAAGGCUAAGAUGGUGGAAGAUGAACCAAAACAGCACCACGAGGAGCCUCUUCUUGACGCGGCAGAUGCGAAUGCCAUUGAUGACGUCAAUAAAGCCUUUGAAUUAGUAAAAGAAGUUGAUUGUCUUGACUUAAGCAAAGAAGGAAUGGAAGUAUGGGACGCUACCAUCAAGCGUUAUGAGGAGCGCAUUGAUGGCGUGGAGACUCGAAUUGCCGCUAGGUUGCGAGAUCUCCUGGGAACUGCAAAAAGUGCCAAUGAAAUGUUCCGCUACUUUUCACGCUUUAACGCACUCUUCGUGCGUCCUCACAUUCGCGGAGCUAUUCGGGAGUAUCAAACUCAACUGAUAAAUCGAGUCAGAGAGGAUAUCGAAGCUCUGCACGAAAAAUUCAAAAACCAAUAUCGCUUUAGUCGAGCCUCCCGUUUAAGUAAACUGCGCGACAUUCCACCUGUUGCCGGCUCCAUAAUCUGGGCGCGGCAGAUUGAAGAACGACUAAAUACCUACCUUCGGAGAGUGGAAGAUGUUUUGGGCAAGUUAUCCGAUUAUUGUUUUUCUCGUAAGGGUUGGGAGCACCAUCGCGAGGGCCAGGAUCUCAAAUCGAAUGGAAAGGAUUUCAAGGCAAAGUUGAAUACAAAUGGCAUAUUUGAUGAGUGGUGUCGCAAGGUACAGCAAAAUCAAUUCAACGCAACCCGUCGUAUUUUCUGUGUUGAACCUGUUCGCGUAAAAAUACCCAACAAGGACGGAUCUACUCAAACCACAACAAUGAUGAAGCUGGCAGUCACUUUUGUGCUCGAUGUUAUCACGCUAUCUAAAGAGGUGCGCUGCAUGAAAGCAAUGGGAUUUCGAGUGCCUCUUUCAAUAGUGAAUCGCGCACACCAGACCAAUAUAUUAUACCCCUCGGCGACCUCCCUAAAUCAAAGUGUUCAAAUCUACGAAGCGAUCUGCGCCAAAAUAGACGCGAAUAAUGCUCAAAAUCUGGCACUCUUAUGCGCUGGCCUGCGCCGUGAAGCCCAAAGCCUAAUAUCCGAGGGUGUUCAGUUGAAUUGGGAUUCCUAUCGGCUGUCAAAUUUUGUUCAAAAGUUUGCGGAAGCUAUCCUUCAAUUUCAAGAGAAAGUGGAGGAUUUGCUUCAAGUCACUCGAGAGAUUGAUUUGCAAUUGAAAGCACUUGUAACGUGUCCUUAUUCAAAGGAGUCAUUUGAGGAAAUAAUUGGAAAGAUUCAAAAGCUCGUUGACGACUUAAAUCUUCACAAGUACUCAAACUUGGCUGAAUGGGUAGCGAAAUUGGACGUAGAGGUUGAGAAUCGCCUUAUUACUCGUCUCGAAGCCGGUAUCCGCGAGUGGACGCGUGUUUUGCAUACGGAUGAAAAGCAAUCGGGGGAGGCUAAGGACGCGGAUUCAUCGAUGUCCACCUCAAUGGUGGUCUCUCAGCAGCGCCUCGGUGGCGAGCCCAAAAUUAAACAGAUUUUCCUUGAACUGCGCAUCACUAACCAACAAAUGCACCUGCAUCCCAGCAUCGAAGUUGCGUCUCACGAGCUCUUUUCUCAACUUACUGCCUGGCAAAAUAUCAUUCUUAAUCUUCCCCGUAUUCAACACUCUCGCUAUCAGGUCGGAUUUAACACUGAGGAGGAGUCUCAGAAAUUCAACAUGAACCUCAUAUCGAGACUUUCGAAGGAGAGUGAUGUACUUAUUCAUGCUCAUGAUGCUAUUUUCGGUAUUCUUAGUGAAACAGAGGAAUAUGUGAAAACUUGGACGAGUUAUCAAGCCCUGUGGGAUCUUCAAGUGGACCAAGUGUGGAUGAAUGUACUGGACGAAAUUAAGGUUAUGCGAAGACACUUCGAUGUCGCUGAGACUCAAAAGGCUUUCGGUCCAAUCGUCAUAGUUUUCGACAAGGUUCAAUCAAAGGUUACACUUAAAUACGACAGCUGGCAUAAAGAAAUUCUCAGUAAAUUUGGCAGCAACCUUGGUAGUGAGAUGCAGGAUUUCUACAAACAAGUUUCUGAAGCCCGAACUGAGUUGGAGAAGCGUUCUGUUGAUUCGAAGUCGACGAGCGAUGCGGUGAACACAAUCACGUACACCCAGUCUCUCAAACGCAAGCUGAAGCAAUGGGAAAAACAGGUUAACCUUUAUAAAACAGGUCAGAACAUUCUCUAUCGUGAUCGUUUCCAAUUUCCCAAUAACUGGCGAGACUCAGAAAACAUUCAGGGUGAAUGGAGUGCUUUUCAGGAGAUCUUGCGUCGCAAGGAAUCGAGUAUUUCCUCAGAAGUGGCAAGUCUGCAGAUGAAGAUUGUCACUGAAGAUAAGGCAGUUGAGGGAAAGACAGCAGAACUCUUGAAUAGUUGGCAUAAGGAAAAACCUAUUCAAGGCAAUAUGAAGCCGGAUGAGGCUGUAAAGGCUCUGACUAUCCUUGAAGGGCAAUUCUUGCGACUAAAAGAGGAAAGGGCAAACAUUCAGCGUGCCAAGGAAGCCCUAGAGCUUACUGAAGAAGGUGUUUUGCCGCCCAGUGAAGAGAGAGUUAAUGUGGCACUUGAGGAACUUCAGGUCAUGCAAGAUCUUAAAAAUGUGUGGAUUGAACUUUCUCGCUUCUGGGAGGAGAUUGAUCAGCUUCGUGAAACACCCUGGCAAUCGGUACAGCCACGUAAAAUCCGUCAGCAGAUUGAUGAGAUGGUGCGUCGACUGAAGGAGGUGCCUGCGCGUCUCCGGCAUUAUGCAGCUUACGAGCACAUCAGGCACACUGUUCAGAACUUCGCCAAGGUCAAUCCCAUUGUCAUCGAUCUCAAAUCAGAAGCUCUCAAGGAGCGCCACUGGCGCACCCUUAUUCGUAAAUUGAAUGUCAAUUGGGUUAUGUCGGAACUUACUCUCGGCCAGUUGUGGGACAUUGAUUUGCAGAAAAAUGAGGCCGUUAUUCGUGACGUCUUCCUCGUGGCGCAGGGUGAAAAAGCGUUGGAAGAGUUUAUGAAACAAGUUACUGAAGUUUGGAAGACUUACGAGCUGGAUUUAGUGAUCUAUCAGAACCGCUGUCGUCUCAUUCGUGGGUGGGAUGACCUCUUUAGUCGGGUUAAAGAACACAUCAACAGCGUUGAAGCGAUGAAGUUGUCACCCUACUUCAAACAAUUCGAAGAAGAGGCUCUAACGUGGGAGGAUAGGUUGAAUAGGAUCAAUGCGCUCUUCGACGUCUGGAUUGAUGUUCAAAGAAGAUGGGUGUACUUGGACGGCAUUUUCUCGGGGUCCGCUGAUAUCAAAACUCUGCUUGCUCAGGAGUCUCAACGCUUUUCUAGUCACUUCAAGAAAAUGUUCGCAGGUGUAAACGCGAUCAAGCUAAACGAGGAGUGUACUGAGGUCCUAGGCUUGAUAUCGAAGGAAGGCGAGGAAGUUGACUUGGUUCAUCCGAUUUCUAUCAAGGACAAUCCUACAAUUAAUGACUGGCUUUCACUACUUGAGAAGGAAAUGCGUAUCACACUUGCCAGUUACCUGGGUUAUGCUGUCGCUGAAUUGCAGAAACUUCGGUCGGCUUCAGAACUUGAAUCAACUGGUUUCCUCGCCUGGUUGGAUCGGUACCAGGCUCAGCUAGUUGUCCUAGCGGCCCAAAUCUGUUGGUCGGAAUCUGUAGACGCCGCCUUGAACAAUCCUAAAUCUUCUGAUUCUCUCACGGCCUGCCUUCGCUCCGUAGAGGCGAUGCUUACGCUACUUGCUGACACCGUGCUUAGUGAACAGCCGCCCAUUCGCCGACGCAAGCUCGAACAUCUCAUAAUGGAGCAUGUUCACCAGCGUGACAUCCUCCGAGUGCUCAUCCAAGCAGGUGUUAAUUCCUCUCAAUCUUUUGAGUGGCUCUCCCAGAUGCGUUUCUACUUCGAUCCCAAACAAUCCGAUCCGCUGGCCCAAAUAUCCAUUCACAUGGCGAACGCGAAAUUUGCCUAUGGCUUCGAGUACCUCGGUGUAAUGGAUCGUCUUGUGCAAACUCCACUAACGGAUCGUUGUUAUCUGACGAUGACACAGGCUCUCGAGGCGCGUCUCGGUGGAUCGCCUUUUGGUCCUGCAGGUACGGGAAAGACGGAGUCUGUGAAGGCCCUCGGCAUGCAAUUAGGUCGCUUCGUUCUCGUCUUCAAUUGUGAUGAGACCUUCGAUUUUCACGCAAUGGGUCGAAUUUUCGUCGGUCUUUGCCAAGUCGGUGCAUGGGGCUGCUUCGAUGAGUUUAAUCGUCUAGAAGAAAGAAUGCUUUCUGCAGUUUCACAGCAAAUUCAGGGUAUUCAAGAAGCAUUAAGAGAUCAAUCGACUGGUAAAGAUGUUACUGUGGAGCUUCUUGGAAAAAAUGUUUCUGUCAACCCUGAUAUGGCAAUCUUUAUUACGAUGAACCCUGGGUAUGCCGGCCGUUCGAAUUUGCCAGACAACCUAAAAAAACUUUUCCGUUCCUUGGCUAUGACUCAGCCAGAUCGUCAACUGAUUGCCCAAGUCAUGCUGUACUCACAGGGCUUCCGCACUGCGGAGCUGCUGUCAAACAAGGUUGUCCCUCUAUUCAAGUUGUGUGACGAGCAACUUUCUCCUCAGUCUCAUUACGACUUCGGGCUGCGUGCACUGAAAUCGGUGUUGGUUUCAGCUGGCAAUGUGAAGCGCGAUCGAAUCAAAAGAAUUAAGGAUGAACUUCACUCUAAGAACGAGGCAGUAAAUGAGUCCAACAUUGCUGAACAUCUUCCAGAGCAGGAAAUUCUCAUUCAAUCGAUAAUGGAAACAAUGGUGCCUAAGCUAGUUGCUCAAGACAUACCGCUCUUGUACUCGCUGCUCAAGGACGUUUUCCCGGGCGUAUCUUAUAGCGCGUCGCCAAUGGAAGACCUACGUCGUGAGUUGAAACGAGUGUGCGAAGAAAUGUACUUAGUCUACAGCGAUGACACAUCGGAUAGCGGUACCGGUGGCGCUCUCUGGGUUCAAAAAGUGCUUCAGCUCUAUCAAAUCACUUGUAUUCACCACGGUCUAAUGAUGGUUGGUCCCAGCGGAAGUGGAAAAUCUAUGGCUUGGCGUGCCCUUCUCAAGGCUUUGGAGCGCGUGGAAGGUAUUGAGGGUGUCGCCCACGUUAUCGACCCCAAGUCCAUCAGCAAGGAUUCACUAUAUGGCUACCUUGAUCCAAACACUCGAGAAUGGACCGAUGGUCUUUUCACUCACACUUUACGAAAGAUCAUUGAUAGUAUUCGUGGUGAAUCUCAAAAACGACAGUGGAUCAUUUUCGACGGUGAUGUGGAUCCCGAGUGGGUUGAAAAUUUGAACUCCGUUCUGGACGACAAUAAGCUGCUAACUUUGCCCAAUGGUGAACGUCUCGGGAUCCCACCAAACGUUCGCAUUAUGUUUGAAGUACAGGACCUACGUUAUGCCACCUUAGCCACUGUCUCGCGUUGUGGGAUGGUCUGGUUCUCUGAGGAUAUUGUUACCCCCGAAAUGGUAAUGACAAACUUCCUUCGAUAUCUGCAGAAUGUGCCCGUAGACGAAGAUGAGGACGCUGACCUAAGUUUUGCUGUUUCCGCUUCACUCACUGCACCAAGUGCAGGGGGAGAUCAAGUUGUUUCCUCUCCAGUUGAAGGCGCUCCAGUGUCCGUCAGCCCCACCAUUCAGACACAACGUGACAUCGCAAACAUGCUUGUACCGCAUUUUGGCAGCAACGGUUUGGUGUCACGUUGUCUCGAGUUUGCUAAAGACCUCGAUCACAUCAUGGACUUCACACAGCUUCGUGCACUUACCAGUCUCUUUUCUCUCCUGAAACAAGCAGUAAGAGCCGUGCUUGUGCAUAAUGCCUCACAUACCGACUUCCCAAUGCCUGUGGAUCAAAUGGAGUCGUUUGUAAGCAAAUCUCUUGUUAAUGGAAUUAUCUGGUCCAUGGCCGGGGAUGGCUCUGCCAACGUUCGUAUGCAAAUGAGCGAUUUUGUGCGACAGGUAACAACGAUCCCUCUACCUCCUCCUGGUAUGCCGAUUAUUGAUUAUGAAGUCGCUGUCACUGGUGAAUGGCAACCAUGGAUCAAUAAGGUUCCCAUCAUCGAGGUAGAGUCGCACAAAAUCAAUACAAUGGACGUUGUUGUUCCUACGCUUGAUACUGUUCGUCAUGAAGCUCUUCUUUACACCUGGUUGGCUGAACAUAGACCAAUGGUUCUUUGUGGUCCCCCUGGCUCUGGUAAAACCAUGACUCUCUUCAGUGCUCUAAGAAGUCUCCCCGACAUGGAGGUAAUUGGAUUGAAUUUCUCCAGUGCUACCACUCCCGAAUUGAUGCUGAAGACUUUUGAUCAGUACUGUGAAUAUCGCAAGACGCCUCAUGGCCUUGUUCUUGCUCCACAACAAAUUAACAAGUGGCUUGUUUUCUUCUGUGAUGAAAUCAACCUACCAAACGAAGAUAAAUAUGGCACACAAAGGGUAAUCAGUUUCCUCCGACAGAUGUUAGAACACUCAGGUUUCUAUCAGACUAGUGACAUGCAGUGGGUUCGAUUCGAAAGAAUUCAAUUUGUUGGUGCUUGCAAUCCUCCCACUGAUCCGGGAAGAAAGCCACUUUCGCACCGUUUUCUACGCCAUGUCCCAGUUGUCUACGUUGACUAUCCUGGCGAAAUGUCACUCAAGCAAAUUUAUGGUACUUUCAAUCGCGCCAUGCUUCGAAUGCUUCCUACCCUACGAUCUCAGGCUGAUGCACUCACUAAUGCCAUGGUGGAUUUCUAUCUUCGAUCUCAAAAGCGCUUUACAAUCGAUAUGCAGCCUCACUAUAUUUACAGUCCUCGUGAGUUGACUCGUUGGGUUCGCGGCAUUCAUGAAGCUCUUAAACCACUCGAGUCGCUCUCCGUUGAAGGCCUGGUACGCAUUUGGGCUCAUGAAGCUUUGAGACUUUUUCAAGAUCGACUUAUUCAUGAUAAUGAGCGGUUGUGGACGGAUCAGAAUGUUGACGAAGUUGCUAUGACCUAUUUUCCAUUUAUCGACCGUGUAGCUGCCCUUCAGCGUCCAAUACUGUUUAGUAAUUGGCUUUCGAAGGACUACGUCGCCGUCGACCAGGAGGCGCUUCGUGAAUACGUCAAAGCCCGGCUAAAAGUAUUUUAUGAAGAAGAAUUGGAUGUACCUCUUGUUCUCUUUAAUCAGGUGCUUGAUCACGUUCUUCGAAUUGACAGAGUUUUCAGGCAAGCUCAGGGUCAUCUGCUCCUGAUCGGUAUUAGCGGGGCUGGUAAAACCACUCUCUCUCGUUUCGUUUCAUGGAUGAACGGUCUCUCUGUAUUCCAAGUGAAAGUGCAUAACAAAUACACUGCAGAAGAUUUCGAUGAGGACCUAAGAAAUGUUCUUCGACGCUCUGGUUGUAAGGGAGAAAAGAUAACUUUCAUCAUGGAUGAGUCCAAUGUGAUGGACUCAAGCUUCUUGGAAAGAAUGAAUACACUGCUUGCGAACGGUGAAGUACCCGGUCUGUUCGAAGGGGAUGAAUUUGCGGCCUUGAUGACUCAAUGCAAAGAGGGUGCAGCACGGGAGGGCCUUGUGGUUGACUCACAGGAAGAGCUUUAUAAGUGGUUCACGAAUCAGAUAUGUCGAAAUCUCCAUGUCGUUUUUACUAUGAAUCCAUCUUCUGAUGGACUAAAAGACAAAGCAGCUACUUCGCCUGCAUUGUUUAACAGGUGUGUUCUCAACUGGUUCGGCGAUUGGUCACUUGAAGCUUACUUCCAGGUCGGCAAAGAAUUCACAGAAAAGCUUGAUCUUGAGUGUUCUGAUUACCAGAGGCCGGAAGUAAUGCCAUAUGUCGCUCAGGGGUUGCUACCUGAUAUGCCCACCUAUCGCGACAUGGUUGUGAACGCCUUCGUUUUUGUGCAUCAGUCCCUUCAGCGCGCCAACGAACGUCUGCAGAAGCGCGGAGGUCGCACUAUGGCUAUCACUCCGCGCCACUUCCUCGACUUCAUCAGCCAUUAUGUCAAGUUGAUUGGUGAAAAGAGGUCCGACUUGGAGGAGCAACAACUGCAUCUGAAUGUUGGUUUACAAAAAAUUAGGGAGACAGUACAGCAAGUUGAAGUGAUGCAGAAAUCGUUGACGAAGAAGAGCAAGGAGUUAGAGGAAAUGAAUGAGGCUGCGAAUGCAAAGUUGAAACAGAUGGUCAAGGAUCAACAAGAAGCUGAACAAAAGAAAACCACCAGUCAAAGUCUACAGGUUGAAUUGGGGAAACAAAGAGAGUAUAUUAAGGAAAAGAGAGCACUGGUUGUGGAGGAACUCAGUCAGGUGGAACCUGCUGUGAAUGAUGCCAAACAGGCUGUGGAGGGUAUCCGUAAAAAGGAUAUUCAGGAAAUUAAGGCCAUGCGGAACCCACCUCCCGCUGUCAAAAUGGCUCUUGAAGCCAUCUGUCUUUUGUUGGGUGAGAAGUCAACAGAAUGGCGUCAGAUUCUAACCGUCAUUGUCAAGGAUUCCUUUGUCCCAAGCAUCCUCAACUUUGAUACUGAGGAAAUCACCGAUUCAAUCCGUGAGACAAUGAAGAAGAAAUACAUUGAAAACCCAGAAUUCAAUUAUGAAAAGGUGAACCGAGCCAGUACAGCUUGUGGACCAAUGGUCAAAUGGGCUAUUGCGCAGAUUGGAUACGCAGAUAUUCUGAAGAAGGUGGAACCUCUUCGAGACGAAUUAAAGGCUCUUGAGGAUGCGGCCAGUGCAAAUGAAAAGAAGGCUGAGGAUGUGGAAGCAACAAUAGAGACUCUUGAGAAGUCGAUUGCCAGAUACAAAGACGAAUAUGCCGUCCUAAUUAGUCAAGCCCAGUCAAUCAAGGCUGAUUUGGCCUCAGUUGAAGCCAAGGUCGAACGCUCAGUGGCGUUGAUUAAGUCAUUGAGCAGCGAACGCACGCGUUGGGAGGCGGGCUCGGAGACAUUCAAGUCGCAAAUGGCCACAAUUAUCGGAGAUUGUCUUCUCUCCUCAGCAUUCAUGGCCUACGCUGGUUAUUUUGACCAGAGUCUGCGUCUUAGUCUAGUCUCUUCAUGGGCCAUCCAUCUGAAGGCCGCUGGCAUCCAGUUCAGGCCUGAUCUGGCUCGUGUUGAGUACCUAUCAACUCCUGAUGAGCGAUUACGUUGGCAAGCCAGUGUUCUGCCCGAUGACGAGCUCAGUGUUGAGAACGCCAUUAUCCUUCACCGAUUCAAUCGAUAUCCUCUUAUCAUCGAUCCAAGCGGUCAGGCCAUUGAAUUCCUUAUGGAAGAGUACAAAGCAAAGAAAAUCGCUAAAACCUCCUUCCUUGAUGAUGCUUUCAGGAAGACCCUUGAAUCCUCGCUUCGGUUCGGGACACCACUUCUGGUGCAAGAUGUUGAAUCAUACGAUCCUAUUCUCAAUCCUGUUCUUAAUCGUGAAGUUAGACGCACAGGCGGUCGCACUCUUAUUACGCUGGGCGAUCAGGACAUUGACCUGUCCCCUACAUUUAUCAUUUUCCUUUCUACACGUGAUCCUUCGGUGGAUUUUGCACCUGACGUUUGCUCUAGAGUUACAUUUGUCAACUUUACAGUGACCCAUAGCAGUCUCCAGAGUCAGUGUCUCAAUGCGGUACUGAAAGCGGAAAGACCAGAUGUUGACAAUAAACGAUCAGAUCUAUUGAAGAUGCAAGGUGAAUUCCAGUUGAGACUGCGCCAUUUGGAGAAGGAUUUGUUGCAGGCCCUUAAUGCUGCUGAGGGCAAUUUACUGGAUGAUGAUAAGAUCAUUACGAACCUGGAGACUCUAAAGAAAGAGGCCGGAGAGGUUGCCAAGAAGGUGGAGGAGACGGAUGCUAUCAUGGCAGAAGUGGACAACGUCUCACAGCAGUAUGUGCCCCUCUCACAGGCCUGCUCAGGCAUCUAUUUCACUUUGGACGCUCUCAACCAGGUGCACUUCCUCUAUCAGUAUUCACUGCAAUUUCUUCUUUCCAUUUUCAACGUUGUCCUUACUCAAAAUGAAAAUCUCAAAGGCGUCAAUGACAGUAAAACAAGGUUGGACAUUAUCACCAAGGACCUCUUUCAAGUCACUUACAACCGUGUUGGUCGUGGAAUGCUGCACAGCGACCAGAUUACAUUUGCUGUGUUAUUGGCGCGUAUUUAUUUGAAGGGCAAGGCAUCAGCAGGUGUGACCUUUGAAUCGGAAUUCUCCGUCUUCCUUCAUGGUCAGGAUAGCGCAAGCCUGUUGACUAGCAAGAAUCUGCCCGAUAUUAAGGGCCUCACCGUUGAGCAACGGGCCGCACUUAGCAGACUGCAGAGUCAGCUACCAGCUUUCAGGAAUAUUGUCCCAUCUAUUAGAAAUGAACUACGCUUCAAUGCUUGGCUAGAAACUGUCUCUCCUGAGACUGAAGUCCCAACGUUGUGGGAGUUGUCCGCCGCUCAAGCCACUCCAGUGGGCACCGCGAUCCAUAGUCUGCUGCUCAUUCAGGCGCUUCGACCAGAUCGUCUCCUAGCUUGUGCUCACAUGCUGGUUUUCGCGGUGUUUGGCCAAAGCUUCAUGGACGCUACUCGUGCUAACCUCGAUCUGGGUUCACUCGUUGAGCAAGAAAUCAAAGCUAAUGUUCCCGUUCUUCUUUGCGCUACUCCGGGCUUCGACCCGAGUGGACGCGUGGAGGAUCUUGCUGCCGAUUCGAAGAAAACUCUUACUGGGAUAGCCAUCGGCUCCACCGAAGGUUUCUCGCAGGCGGAAAAGGCUAUCAAUGCGGCUGUGAAGCAGGGCAAGUGGGUGAUGCUGAAGAACGUUCAUCUCGCACCAUCGUGGCUCGUUCAGCUGGAAAAGAAGCUCCACUCGUUCCAGCCCCACCCCAACUUUCGCCUAUUCCUUACUAUGGAAAUUAACCCGAGGCUGCCCGUCAACCUUCUUCGUUCUGGUCGAGUGCUCGUCUUCGAACCGCCACCGGGCAUUAAGGCGAGCCUUUUGCGCACCUUCGCCAACAUCUCAACAACCAGGAUGUCUCGUGCUCCGGCUGAGCGCUCUCGUCUUUAUUUCUUGCUGGCUUGGUUCAAUGCUGUUGUGCAGGAACGCCUUCGCUACGCUCCGCUGGGUUGGACCAAGCGCUACGAGUUUAACGAAUCUGAUCUCAAGUCAGCCUGCGACACCAUCGACACCUGGGUGGACAGUGCCAGCAAAGGCCGCUCUAAUCUGCCACCCAACCAAAUCCCCUGGUCCGCCAUUCGCCAGCUCAUGUCUCAGUGUAUUUACGGUGGUCGUAUCGAUAAUGACUUCGACCAAACUCUUUUGGACACAUUCCUCUCGCGCCUCUUCACUGAGCAUAGCUUUGAUCAUGAUUUCGUUCUCGUCAAGGACGUGGAUGGCCAGGCAGGCAAGAGCAUCCUUAUCCCAGAAGGCACUUCGCGCGAGGAAUUAGUUGCAUGGAUCAAGAAACUUCCCGCUGUCCAGACCCCCUCUUGGCUCGGCUUGCCUAACAAUGCGGAGAAGGUGCUUUUGACCAACAUGGGGCAAGAAGUGAUUGGAAAUUUGCUUAAGAUGCAGCAGGCGGUCAGCGCAGACGACUUGCUAUCCGCCUCGGAGGUCGCAGCAACGACUCUCGUCAAGCGCGUCUCUGUAGAUGAAGGUGACACCAGACCCAUGUGGAUCCGACAGCUUCAAUCCAGCGCAGACACGUGGAAAUCGCUGCUCCCCGAUCGCCUAAGACCUCUGGAGAGGACGGCGGAAAAUAUUGCUGAUCCUCUGUUUCGUUGCUUUGAUCGGGAAGUCAAUGCUGGUGCUACGCUCCUCAAUACUGUUCGUGAUGACCUUAGGAAUGUAAUCAAGGUGUGCUCUGGCACGAUUAAGCCAACCAACUAUCACCGCGAUUUAAUGUCAGAUUUGGCCAAGGGUCUCAUACCCGCGUCUUGGCGUCGCUACUACACAAUACCCUCGACACUGACUGUGAUCCAGUGGAUCAAUGACUUUGCGGCGCGCAUCCGUCAGCUGAUAGAGAUCAGCGAGGCAGCCUCUUCGACAGACUACGGCAGCCUGCGAGGCCUGCAGGUCUGGCUAGGCGGCCUGUUCAUGCCCGAGGCUUACAUCACGGCUACGCGGCAGGCAGUGGCUCAGACCCACGGAUGGGCCCUUGAGGAGCUCUUUCUCAGCAUGGAGCUUGUUAUCGGUGCACAGAAGGAGAGACCACCACCUCUUCCCGCCGACGGAUGCUCCUUUGUGGUCAGCGGGCUCCGUCUAAUGGGCGCUGAGCCUGCCGAUGCCAAGACCAUCUGCCUCUCUCAUUCUAUCUUCUAUGAAAUGCCUUUUACAAUUCUUAAGUGGAUUCGGGUUGUGAGGGAUGAACAAGGUGUGAUUGACGCCAAUACUGUGAAACUACCUGUCUACUUAAAUGCUGCCCGUUCUGUGCUUCUCUUCACUGUCGGCCUCCAUACGAGGGAGCCUGGUAGCGAGUUCUACAAACGCGGAGUUGCACUCCUCUCCUCUCCACUGGGGUGA
Molecule: messenger RNA, 13689 nt
Organism: Echinococcus granulosus
Lineage: Eukaryota; Metazoa; Platyhelminthes; Cestoda; Cyclophyllidea; Taeniidae
Product: Cytoplasmic dynein 1 heavy chain
Exons: 31
Coding region: 1-13689 (4562 amino acids)
Biological process (GO): microtubule-based movement
Cellular component (GO): dynein complex
Molecular function (GO): minus-end-directed microtubule motor activity; ATP hydrolysis activity; dynein light intermediate chain binding
Source: RefSeq, a predicted model, not a curated record